Messenger RNA from Sphenostylis stenocarpa, 1569 nucleotides. The record is from the annotation of a GenBank genome assembly. Lineage: Eukaryota; Viridiplantae; Streptophyta; Magnoliopsida; Fabales; Fabaceae.
AUGUCUCUGCGAGUGCUGAACCCUAACGCAGAAGUGCUCAACAAAUCGGCGGCACUUCACAUGAACAUCAAUGCCGCCAAGGGUUUGCAAGAUGUCCUCAAAACCAACCUCGGUCCCAAAGGAACCAUCAAAAUGCUCGUUGGUGGCGCUGGUGAUAUUAAGCUUACCAAAGAUGGCAACACUCUCUUGAAAGAGAUGCAAAUCCAGAACCCGACGGCAAUUAUGAUUGCGAGGACCGCUGUAGCGCAGGAUGAGGCUAGUGGAGACGGCACCACUUCCACUGUCAUCUUCAUUGGCGAACUUAUGAAACAAUCGGAACGUUACAUUGAUGACGGUAUGCAUCCACGUGUAUUGGUUGAUGGUUUUGAUAUUGCAAAGAGGGCAACCCUGCAAUUCCUUGAAAAGUUUAAGACUCCUGUUGUGAUGGGUGGUGAACCCGAUAAAGAGAUUCUCAAGAUGGUAGCUAGAACAACCGUAAGGACAAAGUUGUAUGAAUCACUUGCAGAUCAAUUAACUGACAUAAUUGUUAAUGCGGUUUUAUGCAUCCGGAAGCCCGAGGAAGAAAUUGAUCUCUUUAUGGUGGAGAUUAUGCAUAUGCGACACAAGUUUGAUGUUGACACACGCUUGGUUGAGGGUCUUGUGCUUGAUCAUGGUUCUAGGCACCCUGACAUGAAGCGACGAGCAGAGAAUUGUUAUAUCUUGACGUGUAAUGUAUCUUUGGAAUAUGAGAAAAGUGAAGUAAAUUCAGGUUUUUUCUACUCAAAUGCGGAACAGAGAGAGGCUAUGGUUGCUGCUGAAAGACGACAGGUUGAUGAGAGAGUUAAAAAAAUCAUUGAACUGAAGAAUAAGAUUUGUUCUGGUAACGAUAGCAAUUUUGUUGUCAUAAACCAAAAGGGAAUUGAUCCCCCAUCACUGGACCUGCUUGCAAGGGAAGGAAUAAUUGCCCUAAGGAGAGCAAAGAGAAGAAACAUGGAAAGAUUGGUUUUGGCCUGUGGAGGAGAGGCAGUAAACUCUGUUGAUGAUUUGACUCCUGAAUGUCUGGGUUGGGCAGGAUUGGUAUAUGAACAUGUCCUUGGCGAAGAGAAAUAUACAUUCAUAGAAAAUGUUAAGAAUCCUUUUUCCUGCACAAUCUUGAUUAAAGAUUUGCUUUUUUGUCAUGAUGAAACAGGUCCUAAUGACCAUACAAUUGCUCAGAUUAAAGAUGCUGUACGUGAUGGUUUGAGAGCAGUGAAGAAUACCCUUGAAGAUGAAUCUGUUGUAUUAGGUGCUGGUGCAUUUGAAGUUGCUGCUAGACAAUAUCUGAUGAACGAAGUUAAGAAAACAGUUGAAGGGCGUGCACAACUUGGUGUUGAGGCUUUUGCUGAUGCACUUCUUGUGGUGCCUAAGACACUUGCUGAAAACUCUGGGCUUGACACUCAAGAUGUGAUUAUUGCCCUUACGGGGGAGCAUGACAAAGGAAAUAUUGUGGGGCUGAGCCUGAACACAGGUGAACCUAUAGACCCUGCAAUGGAGGGUAUUUUUGACAACUAUUCUGUGAAGCGCCAAAUCUUAAACUCAGGGUAUGGUUGA